This is a messenger RNA of Hyaloscypha bicolor E, 1316 nucleotides long. RefSeq lists its product as uncharacterized. Lineage: Eukaryota; Fungi; Ascomycota; Leotiomycetes; Helotiales; Hyaloscyphaceae. The transcript has 2 exons. The coding region runs from base 247 to 1005 and encodes 252 amino acids. The record is from RefSeq and is a predicted model, not a curated record.
GGUAUAUGAUUCAGUUUCUGGGUCCUAGAGACUCAACGCGUGUCAUUGAUCGGGCUCGAAGUGACGAGUAUCUGUUGAGGAGAUAUCUCCUAUGGUGACGUUGAGUGCUGCUCAUUGAUCUAUUAAUGCAUCGAUCUUCCUCCUCAGAGUCUUCUUGUCAGAAUUUCUUCGGCUGUCAAUUUAAGUAUUCUCUUUUCACACUCGCUCGAACCCUGCAAAGUCAAUCGCUCAAAAGAUUCGUUCAAGAUGCAUUUCUCUUACGCCGCCGCCGCCGUCCUUGCUGCUGUUCCAAGCAGCGUCAACGGCUACAUCGCUGCUCGUGCUCACCCCACGGGGAUGAUUGCUCACAUGCAGUGGGACAACAAAACCGGGACUGCUUGGCACAACAAAACCGAGACUGCUUGGGUCACCGAGACUGUGACUGCCUACAAGACGUACUGCCCGUCCGCCACGAAGUUCACGAAAGGCACAAAGACUUAUACGGCCACUCAGCAAACCUGGGUCACAGUCACCGACUGCCCGAACAAGUGCACCAUCUCUUACCAGCCUGCCAAGCCAAGCAUCGUUCCCGUCGAAUCUGCUCCAGCUAAGAACGGCACCGCGCCUCAGCUCUCAACCACCCCUACCAAGCCUAUCCCGGUCCCAGCAGCACCAGCCUGCAAUUGCCCACAGGCCAACGCCACUGGUAGCACUUGCGAGUGCCCAUCUACCGGACCUACUGGCUCUACUGGUUCGACUGGCUCUGGCUCUACUGGCUCUGGCUCUACCGGUUCUGCCGGUUCUGCCGGUUCUACUGGCUCUACCGGCUCGACUGGCUCUACUGGCUCUGGUUCUACCGGUUCUACCGGUUCUAACGGCUCUAACGGCCCGACUGGCUCUGACUCAACCGGCGGUCCGACUGGAAACCAAGGUAACACCCAAGCCCAGACCACCAGCGCAGGUGCCAAGCUCUCCGCCAGCCUCUCCUGCCUCGCCAUGGCUGCCAUCUGCUUCUUCGUCUUGUAAGCAGGUAUCGGUAAUGGUUGAAAUGUUCGCUAUGACUGCUGGGUUGUGUGGACACAAGGAAGUCUCGGGUGAGGAGAUGGGUGCAUUGAAUGACGAGCAUGUUGGCGUCAUGAUCUAAAAGUUUUCUGUGUUUCGAUGGUCACUGCUGGUAUGAAGAAUCGAGUUUGGGGAGUUAUUUCAUUGGUGUGAUUGGUAUCGGGGACGAGGUCGGGACGUUAACAGAUAAUAAUAUUUAAUAAUUAAUAAUUUGUGGAUUGAGACUCUCGUCUGCCUCUGUGGACUUUUAUUGAUCUCAUGUAGGUGUGUUUUGC